UGAAGCAGGCAGCCUGACGGAUCACAGCCGCGCCAGCGCUCAGGAUGCGUCCGCGGCACUAACCCGAACUCUCCCGCUCCGUGUGGUGCGAACGCUCAACGGGAAACAUGUCCACCAUACACCGCGGUGCUUGCCUUGCCAGUAAAGGAAAGUUCUGGGCUUUGUGCAUUCUCCUGCUUUACACGAGCCCUCUCUCCUGCUUUUCAAAUUUCAGCCAUCUCGUCUACAAGAUAAAAGAGGGCUUACCCAAAGGGACUCUCAUAGGGGCUAUCAGUGAAGACUUAAAGUUGGAUUUCUCGGUUGAUCCUCCUCGUUUGUUCAAUCUGGAGCUAAAGCAGAUCAGCUCUCAGUAUGUGAACCUGAAUAAUACCACUGGGGAGCUGUACACAUCUGCCUUGGAGAUUGACAGAGAGGCUCUGUGUUCAGACUCCCACGAGGGCCAGGGCUGUGCUAUCUUUCUGGACGUGAUCAUUCUGCCACAGCAGUACUUCCAGCUAGUUAAGAUCAAAAUCAUCAUUGAAGACGUCAAUGACAAUAGGCCCUAUUUCCCAGUGGAUGAGAUCAGAGUGUCUGUGCCGGAAAACGCGCCGGUGAAUGCCCGGUUUGCAGUGGAGCAAUCUGCUGUAGAUCCAGAUGUAGGCAUCAAUGGGGUGCAGACUUAUUGGCUUGUCAAUGACUAUGGAGUUUUCACUCUGGACGUGGAGGAGAACGAAGGGGGUGAGCUGACACCCUUUCUUAUCGUUACUGAAACACUCGACAGGGAAAAGCAGGCAGAAUAUUUAACUGACAUCAUAGCUGAAGAUGGAGGCUCCCCGCCUCUUUUGGGCACUGCUACUCUUAGAAUAAUCAUCACAGACGUCAAUGAUAACUGCCCCAAGUUCACAGAGUCUCAGGUGAAUGUGACACUUUUUGGGAACGCCACUAGGGGUGCACAGUUGGCACGUCUCCAUGCCUUUGACCCAGAUCAGGGUGCCAAUGCUCAAAUCACUUACACUUUCAGUGAGCGGGUCACUCGAGAAACCAGGAGCCUAUUUCAUUUGGAUAAGGUCACAGGGGUCAUCAAGCUAGCUGGAAAAAUUGACACUGACACUGGAAAGUUGUACAAGUUGGUGGUGCUGGCCAAUGGGCCAGCCUGCAUCCCAGAUGUUGCUACAGUUACACUCCACGUUAUCAAAGUGGUUUCAGGCCCACCAGCCAUAAUACCACGCUAUAUUGCCCCUGAGAAAGAUGGUGUAGUUUCUAUGAGCGAAUCAGAGCCACCGUUUUCCCCAAUAGCAUUUUUCACCAUAAAGAAUGUGGACCCCAGGCAAGGGGUCACAUGCCUUCUGGAAGGCACAGGACCUUUCAGGCUUUUGCCCUAUAAACAUUUAAAAAACGAGUACUUGCUUGAGACCACUGAUAUUUUGGAUUAUGAGCAGCAGAAGGAUUAUGAACUGACUGUGGUGGUAAAGAACACUUAUGGAUCAGUUGUUAAGACACUGGUGAAAGUGCAGGUGUUGGAUGUUAAUGACAAUGCACCGAUCUUUAAGCAGUCACUUAUUGAUAUUAAGGUGGAGGAGAACAAUGCUCCGGACACAUUUCUUGCAAAGCUUCAGGCGACUGACAAGGACAGCGAUAGCCGGGGUGAGGUGCUUUAUCUUCUUGGCUCGGAUGCUCCUAGCAUCUUCCACCUGGAUCGGUUGACUGGAGUCUUAAUUGUGACCACAUCUCUGGACCGUGAGGAGAAGGAGACCUACAGGUUUAUGGUGCGAGCCGUAGACUGUGGCACUCCGAGGAAAGAGUCCAUUGCCACAGUGGUGGUCACUGUGUUGGACCGCAACGAUAAUAGUCCCCGCUUCAUCAACAAGGACUUCACCUUCUUUGUGCCGGAGAACUUUCCAGGCUUUGGGGAGAUCGGAGUGCUGUCCGUCACAGAUGCAGAUGCGGGGGAAAAUGGCUGGGUGGCACUGUCGAUCCUCAAUGGGAGUGACAUCUUUGUGAUCGACACAGGACGAGGAGCUCUGAGGGCUAAGACGCCCCUUGACAGGGAGCAGCAGGGAACGUAUUAUCUCUGGAUCGAGGCUGUAGAUGGAGGUAAACCUUCGCUGUCCUGCGUCACCAUGGUUACUAUUCUGCUCCUGGACGUCAAUGACAACCCGCCCAUUGUGCUGUUUCCCCAGUCUAACCAGUCCUACAUGCUGGUCCUUCCCAAUACACUCCCAGGAACAUCCAUCACAGAAGUCUAUGCUGUGGACCGGGACACUGGCAUGAAUGCCGUCAUAGCUUACAGCAUCAUCAAGCGGAAGGGUGGUGAGCCGGGCUCCUUCGACAUUGACCCGGAUACAGGGAACAUCACUCUCAGGAAAGCCUUGAGCAACCGAGGCCUCUACAGCCUGCUGGUCAAAGUCAGUGACCAUGGGCAACCUGAGCCACUCCAUUCCACUGUCCUGGUGAACCUCUUUGUCAACGAGACCAUCAGCAAUGAGAGCUACAUCCAGAGCCUAUUGACUAGGGAAGAGGAGAUUGGCAUUGAGGAGAUCAGGCCACCAAACAGACUGGCAAGGGGGCCAGAGUACACUGAGCUGUUCCCCUGCCAGCCUGUACUUAUCGCCCUCAGCACCACUUGCCUGGGACUGUUUUUUAUAGUGGUGUCACUGACUGCAUACAUUUGCUGCAAGAAGCAAAAAAAGCAUAAAAAGAAAAGGCUGGAAGUGGAGAUCCCUUUAAAAAUGAAGACUGACAUGCAGGCCAUGGACAGGAAGCUUAUGGAGCUUUCUAACAUAUGACCACACCCCCUCUCCAAGACUGCUCUUACUGCCCAAACCAAACUGUUUACAAAUGUGACUUGUGCAGCUUCUAAUCUAUAGACAAACAAAUGCAGUGUAAAGUGUAUAUAUUGUAUGUAUGUUUUAUAAUUUUAUCACAAAAACAGGCAAAAAUGUCUAAAAAAAAGAGAAAAGAUUACAAGCUUAUCAAAAGUGUGUCUAGUUUUUCAUACCUGAAAACUGUCAAAUAUGUUGUUGCCCAACUGUGUGAUUCUGUAAUUUAUUACAACAACCUAAGCGGUGCCCUAUGGAAUGUGUCAAAAAGCCCUCUUUGUCUUAGCCACCUUGACCUGUCUUGGAGGACAAAUAGUAGUUGCAAAAAUCUCCACACAGUCAAAAUAUUCUGGUCGUGUUUGUCUCUGUUGUUCAAGUACAAAAGAACUGCCGUACAGUGACACAGGACGACGCCACGUUGGUUCCAUUACUGGACAUUUCUUGUGCAUUUUUGCGUGGGAUACAUCGUUUGUCUGUCAUGACUGCCAUGCAAUGACUUUUCAGUGCUGCUCCACUGUACAGGCAGCUGAGUCUUCUCCAUCAGCUUUCGGUUUGUUGGAGUCUGUAAUGAGAUCUUUAUUCUUUGUCCUUCACAGAUCCUUUCCUACCAAAUCAAUGUUUCAUUCUCAGACCUCACGACCCUGUGGUGUGUAAACAAAGAGUACAUGAAUAUUAAAGUGCUUUAUUUUCUUACCACAA
Messenger RNA from Pygocentrus nattereri (red-bellied piranha), 3497 nucleotides. RefSeq names its product protocadherin-20 (gene pcdh20). NCBI's taxonomy places the organism in Eukaryota, Metazoa, Chordata, Actinopteri, Characiformes, Serrasalmidae. Gene Ontology annotation, molecular function: calcium ion binding. Gene Ontology annotation, cellular component: plasma membrane. The transcript is spliced from 2 exons. The record is from RefSeq and is a predicted model, not a curated record. Gene Ontology annotation, biological process: homophilic cell-cell adhesion. Bases 108 to 2765 code for a protein of 885 amino acids.